AUGGCUUCCAGAUCUUUACCCACGUCGCUAACACGCCGCUUGCUUGCAACGACACGCUCUGCGCGCAUACCGGCUCGCAGCUUUGCAUGCGCACCCUCACGGACACGUUCGCUAUGGCAGUCACAUCGCCCCGCCGUCCGGAUUGCUGGACAAAGACGAGCUUUUUCGUCUACGCCACGAACACAUCUUGCCACUGAAGACGACACCUUUGACCCACGAUCGAUUGAACGCGAGGCGGACGAGGUCGACGUGCUCAUCGUGGGCGGUGGCCCCGCGGGGCUAUCGGCCGCCAUCAAGCUCAAGCAAUUGGCGAACGCAGCGGGCAAUGAAGACUUUAGGGUCUUGCUGUUAGAAAAGGCCGGUGAGCUGGGCGACCACAUUGUGUCUGGAAAUGUCAUCGAGCCGUCUGCCCUCGAUGAGCUAUUGCCGAACUGGCGCUCAGAAGACAACCCCGAGCGCUUCUUCGACAUAACGCCUGCAAAAGAAGACCGCAUGCGCUUCCUCACCAAAAACAACGCUAUCCCUCUACCGAAACCACCCCAGAUGAACAAUCACGGCAACUUCAUAAUAAGCCUGAACCAAAUGGUCAAAUGGCUGGGGGAGCGAGCCGAGGAAGUGGGUGUAGAGAUAUAUCCCGGGUUUGCAGCAUCUGAGAUUUUAUACAACCACGAGGGUGUAGUCAAAGGUGUUGCCACAAACGAUCUCGGCAUCUCACGCGAGGGCAAAGCAAAGGACUCUUUCGAACGCGGCAUGGAGUUCCAUGCGCGCGUUACCUUGCUUGGUGAAGGGUGCCACGGUAGUCUAUCGAAGCAAGUGAUCAAGAAGUACGACCUCAGGAGAGACAGUCAACACCAAACAUAUGGCCUUGGCAUCAAGGAAGUAUGGGAGGUCCAGCCAGAAAAGUUCCAGUCUGGCCUUGUGGUUCACUCAAUGGGUUACCCAUUACCCAAAGACACAUAUGGUGGUGGUUGGAUGUACCACUUUGGCGAAAACCUGGUUAGUAUAGGUCUUGUGGUCGGUCUCGAUUACCCGAACCCAUGGCUAGCACCAUAUGGCGAAUUCCAGAAGAUGAAGCAUCAUCCAUUGUACAAAGACGUGCUGGAGGGAGGCAAGUGCAUUUCUUAUGGCGCAAGGACUCUUAUCGAAGGUGGCUACCAGUCAAUACCGAAGCUUGCCUUCCCUGGAGGAGCGCUCCUUGGCGACUCAGCUGGUCUAGUCAAUGUACCGAAGAUUAAGGGCACACACACUGCCAUGCGGUCGGGCAUGUUGGCGGCUGAGGCGACGUGGGAUGCGCUACAAGGUAACACAGAUGGUGGUACCGUCUUUCUGUUCGAUUACGAAGACAAGAUGCGAAAAUCCUCUGUGUUUUCUGAGCUCAAAACUGUACGCAACAUGCGACCAUCCUUCCAUACAUCGCUGGGUAUCUAUGGUGGUGUCAUUUAUUCUGGACUGGAGGCAUACGUGUUCCGGGGCAAAACGCCAUGGACUCUAAAGCACGGCAAGGCUGAUCACGCGAAUACCAAAGCCGCCGACGAAUGCCCUAAGAUCGAGUACCCUAGGCCCGACGGCAAAAUCAGCUUCGACAUUCUCACUAGCGUAAGUCGAAGUGGUACAAAUCACGAGGAGGACCAGCCAUGCCAUCUCCAAGUCAAGGACUGGGACGCACAUGCGCAAAAGGAGUGGCCCAAGUACAAGGGUGUAGAAAACCGAUUCUGCCCUGCUGGUGUGUAUGAGUAUGUGGAGGACGACAGCAAAGAGCUUGGCGUUCGAUUCCAGAUUAACGCCCAAAAGUGA
This is a messenger RNA of Parastagonospora nodorum SN15, 1794 nucleotides long. RefSeq lists its product as hypothetical. The coding region runs from base 1 to 1794 and encodes 597 amino acids. NCBI's taxonomy places the organism in Eukaryota, Fungi, Ascomycota, Dothideomycetes, Pleosporales, Phaeosphaeriaceae. The transcript has a single exon. Gene Ontology annotation, molecular function: iron-sulfur cluster binding; electron-transferring-flavoprotein dehydrogenase activity. Gene Ontology annotation, biological process: electron transport chain. The record is from RefSeq and is a predicted model, not a curated record. Gene Ontology annotation, cellular component: mitochondrial inner membrane.